This is a messenger RNA of Blepharisma stoltei, 630 nucleotides long. The record is from the annotation of a GenBank genome assembly. NCBI's taxonomy places the organism in Eukaryota, Ciliophora, Heterotrichea, Heterotrichida, Blepharismidae.
AUGAAAAUACCUUUUCUAAUAGGCAUUGGGAUUAUCCCAGGUGUUACUGUAGCAGGCAUAGUUUCAAAAUAUUACCAGCCAAAUGAAGUUUCUGGGAGAUGAGUUUUCCAAGGCAUUGACAUUAGGCUCGAAAGAAAUUUAGCAAGGAAAAUCAUGCAGACAUGAGGUAAAAAGAUGAGUUUAAAGUACAAAGAAGAAAAUUUUCCUUUUCUUGAAGAAAUUUAUAAGAAAAUCGUUGCAAAUUACCCAGUAAAAUUACCUGGAAAGCUUCAUUUCUUAAGGUCAGACGAAUUCAUCUUAAACAUUCUUCCCACAGGAGAUGCAUUUAUAAGCUCAGGCGCUAUUAAAGAUCUUGAUGAAUCAGGGAUUGCAAACGUGAUUGCCCAUGAAUUUUCCCACUUGAAGCUUUUUCAUGCUCAAGAACACAUUGGAUAUUCAAGGCCAAUAACUCUAUUAGUAGCAUGAAUGAGCAGAAAUAACCACCACACAACAGAGAGGCUGAGAACAUAUCUGCUUAAUUCUAGAUAUAAUGAGCAGGAAGAGACUGAAGCUCAGGAACUGACAAAAGCAUAUCUUGCAAAAACUAAAUAUCACGAGACACAUUAUAAUUGUUUAAGAUCAGCAAAUUAA